GGCGGAGCGUUGCAAUGUCGGUUAUAAUUUGGCUAUUUUUGGUGAGUUUUCUGUGCGUCGGCAUAAGCGCGGGCGAAGGAUGUUUCGGGUACGAAUUGCUGGUAGAGAGACUGGAAAACUUGGAAAAUAGACUUACGAAUUUGCUAGCCACGAGUCAAAACGUCUUCAAUGAAAAGAUAAACGAAUUAAGUAAAAACAUUGCAGCGGGUAAUUUGAGGAUUUCGGCCGAUUCGGUUAAAAAUCAAAAUGCAAUCAAUGAAAAAAUCAGUACAAUCACGUCAAAAAUAAAUGAUCAAAAUUCAAGACUGGAGAAGAUCGAAUCGAUGGGCAAAGCUGUGGUCAAAAUGCUGGAGCAAAGUCACAGCGGGAUCGAGACUAAACAUUCACGUUUGACAGAACGACUGACGACACUGGAAACAACCGGGGACGCCAUUUUGUCGCGGCAAAGAUCGACGGAAGGCAGAAUCAACGAGCUCACAGCGGGCAUUUCCACGUUGGGCAACCAAUCGCGACAAAUUCUCAAGAAUCACAACGAUUUGGUGGUUGCUUCGUGUGACAUGCCUACAAUAUCCGGAAUUUACCGGUUGCAAGUUCCAAACAUGAACGUAUUUUGCGAUGCGGUGGAUGGUGGAGGACGUUGGCUGUACAUCCAGCGGCGAGUUGAACAGGAUGUGAUUUCUUUCGACCGCAAUUGAUUCACUUAUGUCUCAGGAUUCGGUAAUAUCGGAGCAUUAACAAGUUUCUGGUUGGGCUUGGAAGCCCUCCACCAGCUUACAAGCAGUGCAAAUUACGAGCUUUUAAUCGGCAUUAAAAAUGAACACAACGAUUUCCGGGAGGCUCGCUAUUCUGAAUUUAAGGUGUCUGGAGCAAACGACGGCUACCGACUGACGGUUGGAGGU
Messenger RNA from Culex quinquefasciatus (southern house mosquito), 899 nucleotides. Its product is annotated as angiopoietin-4. Lineage: Eukaryota; Metazoa; Arthropoda; Insecta; Diptera; Culicidae. The transcript is spliced from 6 exons. The record is from RefSeq and is a predicted model, not a curated record. Bases 15 to 695 code for a protein of 226 amino acids.